GUUGUGUUGUGCAUGUGAUUUGUUAAGGUGAUGGCUAAACCUCACGAACUAGUGCCUUUCUACGCUUCACUUCUCGACGCUUGUUCUUCCUCGAAGCACUUAAAGAAUCUAAAACGAAUACACGCGAUAACCAUCACCUUAGGCAUUUCACGCAAUGACUUCAUUCGAAGCAAGCUUGUGUCUUGCUACGCUUGUUGUGCCCAAUUGCACGAAGCCAAUAUUCUCUUCAACUUCGCCAUUCGCCAACCUACUUUCCUCUUCAACUCUCUCAUCAGAGCUCAUUCUUCUCUCAACUUGUUCUCACAAUCCCUCUCCAUAUUUCGCCGAAUGCUUCUUGCGGAUAAACCCUUUGAUCGUCACACCCUACCCGUGGUGCUGAAAUCUUGCGCUGGCUUAUCUUCUUUGAGGAUUGGGAAACAGGUCCAUGGGGCUGUUUUCGUUAAUGGGUUUGCGUUAGAUUUGGCAAAUUCGAAUGCUUUGAUAAACAUGUAUGCCAAGUGCGGACACUUGGCUUGGGCACGCAAGGUGUUUGAUGGAAUGUGGAAAAGAAAUGAGAUUACGUUUUCGACAAUGAUGGCAGGUUACGGAAUGCAUGGGAAAUGUGAUGAGGUGUUUGAGCUGUUUGAUAGAAUGGUGGAGGCGGGGGAGAAGCCAGAUGGUGUGACUUUUACUGUGGUUUUGAGUGCAUGUAGUCAUGGAGGUUUUAUAGACAAGGGGAGACGGUAUUUUGAGAUGAUGGAGGUGAGGUUUGGGGUUAAACCUGCGCUGCAACAUUAUACGUGCAUGGUGGAUAUGUUGGGGAGGGCUGGCCGGGUGGAGGAAGCAGAGAAGUUGAUUUUGAGAAUGGAGGUUAAGCCUGAUGAAGCUUUGUGGGGUGCCUUGUUGGGAGCCUGUAAAACUCAUGGGAAGGUUGAGGUGGCCGAGAGAGUAGCAGAGAAGGUUUAUGGAAGGGAACUGAUUGUUGCAUCGUCAAUUUGAGUUUAUUACGUACGUGGUAUUUGCUCAUGAGAAGACAUGCAACUUAAGGAUAUGCAUGUUGGUCCAAGGUUUUAAAAAUUAGUCCACAUCUGCAAUUUUGAGGCUACCAUGACCGUACCAGUCACAUUUAUUAGUAAUUUCCCGCGAUAUCAACAACCUUGGGUUCAUGAAUGGCCGUAGUUUUAA
Molecule: messenger RNA, 1164 nt
Organism: Cajanus cajan (pigeon pea)
Lineage: Eukaryota; Viridiplantae; Streptophyta; Magnoliopsida; Fabales; Fabaceae
Product: pentatricopeptide repeat-containing protein At4g16470
Biological process (GO): RNA modification
Molecular function (GO): RNA binding; protein binding
Source: RefSeq, a predicted model, not a curated record